Messenger RNA from Ochlerotatus camptorhynchus, 1944 nucleotides. It is a transcript of the gene RabX1, whose product is annotated as RAS oncogene family member RabX1. The record is from RefSeq and is a predicted model, not a curated record. The transcript is spliced from 5 exons. Gene Ontology annotation, molecular function: GTPase activity; GTP binding. The coding region runs from base 690 to 1418 and encodes 242 amino acids. NCBI's taxonomy places the organism in Eukaryota, Metazoa, Arthropoda, Insecta, Diptera, Culicidae.
UCGUUUCCUCCACAGCACAGAGCAGCAUAAGCAGUAGCAGCAGGUAGUAGCAGUCACAAGUCUCAAAAGUGCAAGUUUUUCGAAAGCUGAGAGAAAAUCAGUCGCACAUUUUGCGAUAACGCAGCUAUUGUGUACGGCGUAGAAUUUUGCGAAGAAAGUUGUUUAUGUGCAAGCAAACGACGAUCUAGAAACGAUGGACGAUUUGAAACUCACGACCGAUUAGAAUAUUAUGAUUUCAAGUUAAAUAGAGCACAACGGGGGUAGGUACCAGAUAACACUCGGAUGGGUUUCCCCGACACUUUCUACGGUGUUUUUAUAACGAUAUGAAAAAGGAGCGUUCGAAGAGCAGCAAUACCAAGGGCUGGACUUUUAGAACAAAGAGAAGGAGAAAAAGGCAACUUGUAAAAAUUGGAGAACAUUUUCUUGGUUUUUAAUUUCGUGAAAAAAAGCUUUUCGUGUGAACGUCCUGAAAAACCGGGUCUAGAUCCCGAAAUUUACCAGCUAUCGGAGCGGAACGAGUGUAGUGGCAUAAACUCGUAAUUGAAUUACGAUUACAACGCGAUUUACUAGCUUGAAGGAAGGAGUGAUCAGCGCAAAGAAACGAAAAAAAAAGCUAACGGAGCAUUAAAAAAAUAGCGACUGGUAGAAAUAGGCACGGAGGCAUCGAAGCAACGACAGUCUAGCCAAACAUGAAAGCCAUCGAGGCAAAAAUCGUCGUUUUGGGUUCUCAAGGUGUCGGAAAGACUAGCUUAGUGGUAAGAUAUGUUUCGAACGUGUACACAAAGGAAGUUUCGCCAACGAUAGGAGCGUCAUUUUUCACAUGCAAAGUUAAUCUAGAGGAUUUCAAAGUCAAAAUGCAGGUCUGGGAUACAGCCGGACAGGAGCGAUUCAAAGCGAUGGCACCGCUGUACUAUCGGAAUGCAAAUGCGGCUUUGCUGGUGUUCGAUCUCACGCAGUACACCUCCUUUGUUGAAAUCAAAACUUGGGUUCAGGAGCUCCAGAGGAAUGUACAGGAGCCAAUGGUACUCUCACUAGUUGGCAACAAGCUCGACCUGGAAGAGAAACGGGCAGUUUCCCGGGAAGAAGCCUCACUGUACGCGACCUCGAUUGGAGGAAAUUAUUUUGAAACUUCAGCACUACAGGAUCAGGGAAUCGAGCAAGUGUUCAUUUCCAUUGCUGUUGGACUAAUAAAACUUUCUGGUGAACAAAUUUGUCCAUCGUUGAAACGGUAUGAAUCGUCGGAUUCAUUGGUGCUAUCAGGAUACGCCAGUGGUAUGAAUGGCGUUGUUCAGAUGGGAAUACCGGUCGAGUGUGAUAAUGUACUGACGGACGGUACCGGCCGGUUGGAGACACCUUCCUGGAGUAGAGAACACAUAGCACAUGCGGACGAGCAACGAGCUGGCUGGUGCUGUUAUUAGGAACUUUUUUCCCAGAUGAUGAUUGCUUGACAAAUGACAGAAAGAUUACAAGAAACCAGACUUUCACUUGUGAUAAUAAUUCCUGAUCCCACAUUGAUUAAUCGAAACACACACUAUCUUACAAUAAGGUCACAUAAGUUUGUAAAUAACGCAUAACAGGAGCGAAACCUGCAGUUAUAAGAAUAGCAAUUUAGCGCACUAAGCAAUGACCAAAAGUAUUGGCCGACGAUGUAGAGUUUUGUCGUGUAUUUCGAACCAGAAAUAGCUAGGGCUUCGUAUGAUGUAUUUCGUUACACACUCCAAAAAGCACCUCAUGACAAAACUGAUCUCUCGGAAAAGAACACGUUCUUCUGCGAAUAGGAUUUGUGGAGCAGUAAAAAUCAACUCAUAUCACAGCAUCGAGUACUCAUUCAUAUAUUUAUAUUCAUAUAUUGCUACGAGGGUCAAUUACAAGUCAUAAUUAAAGAUUUGUUAUUAGAUUACUUCGGACGCUUGUAAUAAAACAUAUUUUGAAAAAUUUUACCGC